CUUUCCUUUCCUGCCUUCGCGGGCUCCAUCCCUGCUGCAGAUCGUGCUUCACUCUCAGGACUCUCGGACACUGCCAUUCGCGAAUGGGUCGUCACCAAGGCGGACGAGUAUCGUGCGAUCGCCCUGUCUCUGCUAUCUCUCCACAACUCAAUCGCGCCCAUCCACCGCGCUUUCCCGGUGGAACUCCUCUCUGAGGUUCUUUCACACUGCUGGCACGACAUGAGCAGUGUCCGCCUCAUCCACGUCUGCCGUCUCUGGCGCGCGACGGCACUCAAAACCCCGCAACUGUGGGCAGAGGCCGCCGCAGCUCCGGGGACCCAACUCACAUUCAACAAGGCCAGGAUCAAGGCGCAGUGUCAACACCUGGAAGAGGACCGCAUCUCGUUUGCAGCUACCGCGAUAGAACUAUCAUCUCCGGCCCCGCUGCGCCUCAAGAUUCAUUUCCUCCCUGAUGCCCUAUCCCAUACACUCUCGCCGCACACCUCCCGACUUGUCGAUUUGUUCGUUCGUCUCCAAAGCGCCGCACAAUUCAAGUCUCUGUGCGCACUUCUUGCCAACGGCGUCCCCAACCUCAACGUCCUCGGCAUCGCGUUUCCC
Epithele typhae is the source of this 597-nucleotide messenger RNA. RefSeq lists its product as uncharacterized. The transcript has a single exon. The annotation marks the transcript as partial. Gene Ontology annotation, molecular function: protein binding. The record is from RefSeq and is a predicted model, not a curated record. Lineage: Eukaryota; Fungi; Basidiomycota; Agaricomycetes; Polyporales; Epitheliaceae.